Messenger RNA from Prunus armeniaca (apricot), 423 nucleotides. The record is from the annotation of a GenBank genome assembly. NCBI's taxonomy places the organism in Eukaryota, Viridiplantae, Streptophyta, Magnoliopsida, Rosales, Rosaceae.
AUGAAGCAGUUUUUUUCUGUCAAGAGAUGGCCAUCCGAGCUUGCCAUUGAAGAAGUAGACAUGAUGAAUCUUCCCUUCUGGGUCCAAAUUAGAGGUAUACCUCUUAACCUCUGUAUGGAAGACAAUGUUGAGAAACUGGGGAACAAAAUUGGAGAAGUGCUGCAAUACGACAGUCCCAACCAAGCCCGCGGCUAUCUCCGGCUCUCUCAAGCUGACGAGAACGAGACGUGGGCUGAAUUCCAAUAUGAAAGGUUGUCUGACUUGUGUUACAAAUGUGGGAGAAUAGGCCAUCUUAACACUGACUGUAGCUAUGAAGCUACUUCGGAUGGGACGGCAGGCUAUGGCACGUGGACAAAGGCAAAGAUUAUUCGUGAGUUGGAAAACCAGCCCAAACCCACAGCUCUUUCAACUGGAGAGCGUUGA